AUGUCGUCCUACCUCUCCAACCUGCUGACGCACACGACGUCAAAGUACAACACACUACGACGCACACUCUUGUCCAGCGAGGACGACGGCGACACCGAAGACGAUACGCACAUCUGUCGAGUCCUCCGCGCAUACUACACCGAGAAAGGUCGCCCUUAUCCGCAAUGGCUGCCACCUGAUCCGCACGAGAAGCGGACAAUCACGCCGCAACCAUAUGCACAGCAGUCGGGAUACUUCACAAGUGCCGGUGGAAAGAGUCAGUAUGGCAGUGUCCAGAACCAGGGCGCCAAUAGAGCCAGCCUGAGCGACCUUUGGGAUACACCAGCACAGAACAAUGCGCCUAUGCAACCACAAAGCUUGCGCAAUGCUAGAAGACCCAUGAAUGCUGCAGCGCCUGCGGGAAAUGCUUCUCUGGCACCACCGCAGGCUCGGCCACUGCCUUCGCAAAGAGCAGGCAGCUACCAGAGCGCGAACUCGCAAUCGCCGUCCGCUCGACCCGUGGGCCGGGUGGCCGACCCCAGCCCGCCCACGACUAGCACUGGGAUGUCUGGAGGGUCUGCGCAAGAAAGGCUGAAGGCACGUCUGUGGGGAGGGGCCAGAUCCGCCAGUCCUGUCAACAAUGCACCUCCUGCUGGCCAGGCUGCGGCUCCGAGCCCCUAUAAUCAACCGCCGACAAGCGCAAACCAGUCGUGGCAGAGCGGAGGUAACCCGUAUGAUCAAGGUGGAGGAAAUGGACGCAGAUAUGGACGAUGA
Fulvia fulva is the source of this 753-nucleotide messenger RNA. RefSeq lists its product as uncharacterized. The record is from RefSeq and is a predicted model, not a curated record. NCBI's taxonomy places the organism in Eukaryota, Fungi, Ascomycota, Dothideomycetes, Mycosphaerellales, Mycosphaerellaceae. Bases 1 to 753 code for a protein of 250 amino acids. The transcript has a single exon.